Molecule: messenger RNA, 231 nt
Organism: Mesorhabditis belari
Lineage: Eukaryota; Metazoa; Nematoda; Chromadorea; Rhabditida; Rhabditidae
Source: the annotation of a GenBank genome assembly
AUGGAUCACUCUAAACAAGCUCUCAAGAAGAUGUUUUUGAAGCAAAAAUUCUUUGCCGUCGUUCAACCUUCUGUGCCUCAAAUGACUACGGUGGGAAACGUUUUGAAAGUUUUUCAGAAGAUUCGAGACGAAUUUGCGGAUAUCGACGAUUCAGAAUCCAAAAUGGUGAGAGCAGAAUUUAAUGGCAUUCGCCGAAGCUUCCAUCAGUUUGACGAAUACGAAAAUGAUGAA